This is a messenger RNA of Patella vulgata (common limpet), 2289 nucleotides long. RefSeq names its product spermatogenesis-associated serine-rich protein 1. The transcript is spliced from 7 exons. The record is from RefSeq and is a predicted model, not a curated record. Bases 132 to 914 code for a protein of 260 amino acids. NCBI's taxonomy places the organism in Eukaryota, Metazoa, Mollusca, Gastropoda, Patellidae.
UGUAAACAAAUUAAAUUAAUUCAAGUGGAUAUGUUUCGGUUUUUGUGCAUUUAACAUGAAUUAAGAUCGAUAAUAUAAACUUAUUGGGUUUUUUUUUUUAAUUAGUCAAAUAAUUUAGAAAUACAAACAAAAUGCUUCAUCUUACAACAGAAAUAGGAAAACCUGGCAAAAGAGAAAGAGAAAGAAGACAUUUUCCUGAUCUUGAAAAUUUAAGAGGUGUAACUAAAUAUGUACCGAGGGGACGAAGAUAUUUACCUCAUAAUACAGAUUUAUCUGGUGACGGGGAAUGGACGCCUCACAAUCAGAGUUUAAACAUAGAAUAUACCAAAUGUGGUCCAGAUUGGGAUUCAAGACUCCGCUAUAUUCCACCACCUAAAAGCUCUGAUUAUCCUGCAGCUGAGAUCUGGCCCAAUAAUUGGAAGAGCAUGAGACCCUAUCCAUUUACAUAUAGAAGAAGUGAUACAGAGUGGUUAUUGGAUCCAGAUCAUCAUCGUAUCGGAUUACGCUGCUAUUUUAACGGCAAUCAUCAAGCCACUAUGACAUCAUCACGAGAACUAACACAUUCCAUGUUAUUAGGAAAAAACAGAAAAGAAGAUAGAAUACAAAGACGUAAUACAAUCCCUGAGGCGGCACCUGGAGAUAAAAUUUAUCAAGCUGUUGAAUAUUCUCCUGGUUUUCAUGCUGCCGGUUCCACAAGACCUAUUGUACAGUUCGGAAAUCCUUCAUCUGCAAACAAACCUGAUACAUUUAUUCCACUACAGUCAUUACCACCCAUAGAAUGUGAAAGUUUUCGAAGCAAAGAGAGAAAUAAUAUUUUAAGAGAAGAAAUAAAUUGCGUGGAGAAAUUGGAUUCCUGGAAACCAGCCACACCCUUACAUUUAACUCUUCCUCAAGAAGAACCAAAAAAACAUUAAAAUCAAAACUCCAGUGAAAUUUCAGUAUCAGAAAACUUAAACUAAAAUAUUUAAAGGAUUUAGCCUUUUCAUUGGCUGGAAUUAAAUACUUUAAGGAUUUAGCCUUUUCAUUGGCUGGAAUUUAAAAUUUUAUGGUUUUAAGGAUUUAGCCUUUUCAUUGGCUGGAAUUUAAAAUCUUAGUACAAAUUUUAGCUGCAUUCUAAAAAUAUUUUGGUUUUGGAGAAUUCGUCCCCUGGUAUUUUACUGUUUGGAUGCAAUGUCAAGUGGAUGCAAUAUGUAGAUUUUUAGUUAUGUAAAUCAGGAUGUGGGGUAAGGGAAGUGUGAGGGAUUAUGACCACAUGUCUCUACUUAUAAAAGAAAUGGGUCUAUGCUUUGAAAUAGUCUUGAGAUAGAUGGUAAUAAGAUAAGUGAAUGUUGAUCAUUCCUUUUAACAAAUUCCUUGAAAGUACAUUAAAAAUUUGCAAUUAAAAUUUAUUUGGAUGAUAAUUAUAUAUGAUUGGUACUGUCAGUUCCUUUUGAUAAGCAGUGAAAGAAAGUCUUAAAAUAACUUAAAAUUUUGUAUCUGAGUUCCUCAGUAUUUGUAUUAGAAUUGUGUCCUGUGUUUAUCCAGUUCCGUUGCUAAAUGCGACUGAAUCAGUUCCAUUCUGUUUGUUCAUUUUCCAAUUUCUUUUAUAAAGAUGUUCUUAUUUUGAUAGUUUAUCUACCUACCGGUAUAUAUAAUGAUUUUUACAUGAUUUAAUCAUUUUUUCAAGUUACUGAUAUUGUAUACAAAUUUUAAUGGGUUUAUAUUAAUAUUUUUAACCAUGAUUUUCUGAAAGUUUUACCAUAUUAUAAUAAAUGUGACAUUGUAUUGUUAAAUGUUCACAUGUUUGAUAAAGAUUUUGAUAUGUUUUAUAGAGUUUAUUAUUGUAAGCAUUUAAUUCUGUUCUAUUAAUUACUGAUUUAUGUUUUGUUUCUGAAGUUUCCGUCUUCAUUAGCCCAGUCUCUUCAUUAACCCACUCGGAGCAGAACAGUAGGACGUUAAACCUCAUUUCAUUUUAUUUGUUUCUGAAUUUUGUUUGCUUGACUAAUGUCAAUAAAAUUUCUAAAAGCAUAUCGCUGUAUGCUUGGAUUAAACUUCUAAUGUGCGAUAUGUUAUCAUGAACCUUAUAAAUAUGAAAAUGUCUAUGGUUGUAUUUUUCUAAGUGAUAUUUCAGGAUGAACAUAUCAGACUGAAUAAUAUAAUUCCAGGGACCGUACAAUAUAAAAACAUUUAUAUUUUCAUAAAAUUUUGUCAUUUCACAUAAAAUUAUCAUAAAAUGGAGAAAAAAAUCAUAAAAAAUAUAAAAUUUCACUAUUUCUCAUAAUUUGAGACGAAAAAUUUUCAACCAAUAAA